Colletotrichum orchidophilum is the source of this 1188-nucleotide messenger RNA. RefSeq lists its product as uncharacterized. Bases 1 to 1188 code for a protein of 395 amino acids. The record is from RefSeq and is a predicted model, not a curated record. Lineage: Eukaryota; Fungi; Ascomycota; Sordariomycetes; Glomerellales; Glomerellaceae. The transcript has 2 exons. Gene Ontology annotation, cellular component: membrane; vacuole. Gene Ontology annotation, biological process: regulation of intracellular pH.
AUGUCUCUAAGCCAGCUGGAUGGCUCAAUUGUCACCAAGUAUCGUCUUGCAAACAUCAUCCUCGCACGUAUCAGCCACGCCGCAAACUACCUCAUCAUCCCAUACCCAAAGGCCGUCGUCCUUCUGCUGGAGCUUCUUCCAUCUGUUUUAGCCAAACUAUUUCUACCAUUCUUCUUCGGCUACAUCCCGCAAAAUGUCCGCCUUGUCCUCUUGGCUGGAUUAUGGGUAUUAAUCAAGGUCGUUGUCUCUGCUACGCCCCCGAACGUACUACCUCCUGUGCGCGUUUUGAUGACGCUGUUGGCUGCCUCCUCCUCGGCUGCUACCGAGCUCUGUUGUUUGGACUUAGUCCGACGCUACGGUCGCCUCGGUCUCGUUGCAUGGGCUUCCGGCACCAGCCUUGGUCAAAUGGCAAAUGCUACAUGGCCAUUAGUAUUGACGUCGUCCAUGGGAAUGACACUUAGGGAUGGAACUGGAUACAUGUACCCACUUGUCUUUGCGAUCCUUUUCGCUUACUUCGUCAUCUUGCCAAGAAGUUAUCUUGCAACUGGCCAUGGAGAGCUUGACCUGGACAAACGAGACUCAGCGAGCUACUACGACAUAUCAAUGAUGAAGGUUACCACCACGAUACCAGACAAAGUUUCAAGGAACUCAGCUCGAAACCCAGGAAUGUUGGCUACUGCGACGGUGCAGUACCUACCUACACUUCUUCUUGCCUCAUCUGCGCAGGCCAUGGUCUUUCCCGGCUUCGCCCUUGCCCUCGAUGGCUCUUCGUUUUUCUCGCUUCUGUCGUGGACCUCGGCACUUGCCUUUACGUUGUAUACUGGCAAUUUCACAGCACGAUUAUCAGCAAUUUUAAUCCGACUUGGUAAUCACAGAGUAGUUUUGAUUCUCUCGGCCUGGAUGGUGGCUCUAUUGCUGGCAGACUCUAUCUUCUUCCUUGGCUCUAGUUGGCUUGUGCUCGGCGUGGCUCUUGGUUCUGGCUUAUUGGGGGGUGCGGUAUACAUUGAGGUCUUUGACGGCGUGCUUAAGUCGGUGGCUGAUCAGUCGGACUGCCUAUUAAAUCUUGGUAUCGUCAGCGCGGGUGACACAAUGGGCACUCUGCUAGGCGGCUUAAUUGGAUUGCUAUGGGAGGCGGCAAUUUGCAAUAUGACUGUGGAUACAGGGAGGUUCUGCCACAGAGCCCGUUAG